This is a messenger RNA of Diospyros lotus (date-plum), 3257 nucleotides long. RefSeq names its product kinesin-like protein NACK2. Bases 315 to 3140 code for a protein of 941 amino acids. NCBI's taxonomy places the organism in Eukaryota, Viridiplantae, Streptophyta, Magnoliopsida, Ericales, Ebenaceae. The transcript has 15 exons. Gene Ontology annotation, molecular function: microtubule binding; microtubule motor activity; ATP binding. The record is from RefSeq and is a predicted model, not a curated record. Gene Ontology annotation, biological process: microtubule-based movement.
UUCUUCUUCCAACACUCUGCAGUGGCUUUCUGAAUCUGAUCACUCGUUCUUUCUCCCUUUGGCCGUCAGAAAUAGAGACUGAUUCGAUACUACUCCUGCUGCUGCUGCCGCUGCCACAUCUUCUUUCUCUCCCAAUUUGGCUGUGUCGUGUGGGGAAUUCUUCUUCUCUUCCUCAUCAAGAGGUCUUCAGUUUUCAAAACCCACGCUCCCUUUACUGCUCUCUCUCUCUCUCUCUCUCUCUCUCUCUCUCUCAGACUCCGACUCUCAAGUUCCAAUUUCAAGUAGAGAGAGGGGGGGAGAGAGAUCUGCAAAAGAUGGUUGCGUCGACACCAGCCACACCGGCAUCAAAAAUCAGGAGGACCCCUGCAACUACUCCAGGUGGCACCAAGGUUCGCGAGGAAAAUAUACUCGUUACUGUUAGAGUCAGGCCACUAAGCUCCAGAGAACAGGCCGCUUAUGAUCUUAUUGCUUGGGAUUGCACAGAUGAACACACUAUUGUUUCCAAGAACCUAAGUCACGAGCGCCCAAUGGGGCCCUGCACAUUUGAUAGAGUUUUUGAUCCAACCUGUUCAACUCACAAGGUUUACCUAGAAGGUGCCAGGGAUGUCACUCUCUCCGCUUUAACUGGAAUUAAUGCAACAAUUUUUGCAUAUGGACAGACCAGCAGUGGUAAGACUUUUACUAUGAGAGGAAUAACUGAGAAUGCUGUCAGAGACAUUUAUGAACACAUCAAGAGUACUCCGGAGAGGGACUUUACACUAAAACUUUCUGCUCUCGAAAUCUAUAAUGAAACUGUAGUUGACCUCUUAAAUCGUGAAUCUGGCGCCCUCCGGCUUCUGGACGAUCCUGAGAAAGGAACUGUGGUGGAGAAGCUAGCUGAGGAGGUCGUUAUUGAUAUUCAACAUCUAAGGCAAUUACUUGGUAUCUGUGAAGCUCAUAGACAAGUUGGUGAAACUGCUCUAAAUGAUAAAAGCUCAAGAUCGCAUCAGAUAAUCAGGCUGACUAUUCAGAGUAGCCUGCGGGAAAAUAUGGGCUGUGUGAAAUCUUUUUUGGCUAGUCUGAAUCUUGUGGACCUUGCUGGGAGUGAGCGGGCAUCUCAAACAAAUGCAGAUGGAAGUAGAAUGAAGGAAGGUAGCCAUAUUAACCGCAGCUUAUUGACUCUGACAACAGUGAUCAGAAAACUGAGUGGUGGAAGGAAGAACAGUCACAUACCUUACAGAGAUUCAAAACUGACGAGAAUAUUGCAGUCUUCACUAGGAGGAAAUGCUCGAACAGCAAUAAUAUGUACUCUGAGUCCUGCUCUAAGCCACAUCGAACAAUCACGAAAUACUCUCUCAUUUGCUACAAGUGCAAAGGAAGUUACAAACAGUGCCCAAGUAAAUAUGGUAGUUGCAGAUAAGAAAUUAGUGAAGCAUUUGCAGAAGGAAGUUGCCAGACUUGAAGCAGAGCUGCGAAGUCCUGAGCCUCCUCCUUCGUGUUUAAGGACUUUAUUAAUGGAAAAGGACUUGAAAAUCCAGCAGAUGGAGAAGGAAGUGAAAGAGCUGAAGCAUGAACUUGAACUCGAAAGAAGUGCAAAGAAGGAGCCAGCGGGAUUAAACCAAGAUGGACAUUCUAGUGAAGUAUCGAAGUGCCUUCUCCCUUUGCUUAAUAAUGAAAGUAGACCUACACUGGGACCUCAGAAAAGAAAAGCACUUGGAAGGAAGGCAGUGGUGAGACAGUCUGCUACUUCUACAGAUCCAUCCACACUUGUCCAUGAAAUCCGGAAGCUUGAGAUGCUGCAGAGACAGCUUGGUGAAGAAGCUAAUAGAGCACUUGAAGUACUUCAAAAGGAGUUUACUUCUCAUAGGUUGGGUAAUCAAGAUGUUGCUGAAACAAUAUCAAAACUACUUUCAGAGAUAAAGGAUAUGCAAGCAAUUAGUUCUAUUCCUGAUGAAAUUGAGCUUAGAGAUAAAACCAGCCUGAAGGAGGAGAUAACUCGGUUGAACACACAAGGAAGCAAUAUUGCUGCUUUAGAGGAGAAGCUUGAGAAUGUCCAGAAGUCCAUAGACAAACUGGUCAUGUAUCUUCCGAAUGGCGGGGAGACUCCAGACUCCAAGACCCAAAUGAAGAAGAAAAGAAUACUUCCUUUCACCUCAAGCAACGCAGCCAACAUGCCAAAUAUAAUAUGGUCUCCAUGCUCUCCAUUAUCCUCAAGCAAAUUAAUGGAGUGUGAAAUAGAGAACAGGGCCCCAAAAAGUAAUGGGCUUGUCUCUGUGGGGGAUACAUUACAGGGGAGUAAAGCUACUUCACUGAAGAGAGAUGACGACAGAAAUUGUAUUUCAUUGAAGGACAGUGCUUCUGCACCACGAAAAUCCAACACGGUCAAUGUGAAGAAAAUACAGAAGAUGUUUAAGACCGCUGCUGAGGAGAACAUCCGGAACAUCAAGGCUUAUGUCACUGAACUAAAAGAAAGGGUGGCAAAGCUACAGUUCCAAAAACAGCUUUUGGUUUGCCAGGUGUUGGAGCUGGAGGCAAAUGAGGCUGCAAAUGAUGAGGCAGUAGAUAUAGCGGACCAAUCUCCCAUGUCAUGGCCUCUGAUGUUUGGAGCUCAAAGAAAGCAAAUCAUCAUGUUGUGGCACUUGUGCCAUGUUUCAAUUGUACACCGGACCCAGUUCUAUUUGCUGUUUAGAGGAGACCCAGCUGAUCAGAUAUACAUGGAAGUUGAGUUUAGAAGGUUGACAUGGUUGGAGCAGCACUUGGCAGAACUUGGCAACGCAAGCCCGGCACUGUUGGGUGACGAGCCUGCAGUCUCUGUUUCAUCAAGUAUCAGGACCCUGAAGCAGGAAAGGGAAUGUCUAGCAAAGAGGGUGAGCUCAAGGUUUACCGCAGAAGAAAGAGAGGAGCUGUACCUUAAAUGGGAUAUCCCACCAGAAGGAAAGCAAAAGAGGAGGCUGCAACUGGUGAACAGACUGUGGACAGACCCUCUUAACAUGCAGCAUGUGGAAGAAAGUGCAGGGAUUGUUGCAAAACUCAUCGGAUUCUGCGAAUCGGGGGAGCAUGUUAAUGUUACCAGGGAGAUGUUUCAGCUUAACCUUGUAACUCCCUCCGACAAAAAGACAUGGAUGGGCUGGAAUUUGAUAUCUAAUCUCUUGCACCUGUAGCUAGCUAAAGCUGUUCUUCCCCACUUCACUUGUAUCCCUUUUCUUUGUACAUCUCAAAGCUCAAACUCUUCUUCUUGCAUUCAGACUCAGAGUGAAUAAAUAUUAAAAUUUGUUUCA